Messenger RNA from Penicillium lagena, 1371 nucleotides. RefSeq names its product ubiquinol--cytochrome-c reductase subunit 2. Gene Ontology annotation, cellular component: mitochondrion. Gene Ontology annotation, molecular function: metal ion binding. The transcript has 4 exons. The coding region runs from base 1 to 1371 and encodes 456 amino acids. The record is from RefSeq and is a predicted model, not a curated record. Lineage: Eukaryota; Fungi; Ascomycota; Eurotiomycetes; Eurotiales; Aspergillaceae.
AUGCUGUCGCGGUCUUCCCUCAGCCGCAAUGCGCCGCGAGCGCUCAACGUUGGCCGUCGGGCCAUGGCCUCCGCCGCCAAUCCGGCCUUCCAGUACGAUGUCUCCGAGGCCGCUGGUGUGAAGGUCGCCAACCGUGAGGUGGCUGGCCCGACUGGCACUAUCGCUCUAGUUGCAAAGGCCGGUUCCCGCUACCAGCCCUUCCCUGGUUUCUCCGAUGCUCUUGAGCAAUUCGCCUUCAAGUCCACACUCAAGCGAUCGGCACUUCGGAUCACCCGGGAGGUCGAGCUGUUGGGUGGUGAGAUCUCGUCGAGCCACUCCCGCGAAAACAUCGUCCUGCGGGCCAAAUUCCUCUCGAACGACCUCCCAUACUUCACAGAGCUGCUCGCGGAGGUUGCAAGCCAGACCAAGUUCCCUGAUUACGAAUUGAACGAGCUCGUCAGUAAGCUCCUCAAGUACAAGCAGCAGGCCGUCUUCUCCAACCCCGAGAACAUCGCCAUCGAUGCUGCCCACGGUGUCGCCUUCCAUCGCGGCCUCGGCUCGCAGAUCACCCCGACCGAGACCGCGCCCUUCGAGAAGUACCUGUCGGCCGAUGCCGUGGCUGAGUACGCCCAGAGCGCCUACGCUAAGUCCAACGUCGCUCUGGUCGCCAGCGGCCCCAACGCCGCCGAAGUAAACAAGUGGGUCGGCCAGUUCUUCAAGGACCUGCCUACCGGCGGCGCCUCCAGUCAGUACAAGGUCCAGCCAAGUGCGGCAACCAAGUAUUAUGGUGGCCAGCAGCGUCUGCCUUCCAAGGCCGGUAAUGCCGUCGUGAUUGCCUUCCCCGGAUCCAGCGCCUUCGGUACCACCGGCUACAAGCCCGAGGCCUCCGUCCUGGCCGCGCUCCUGGGCGGCGAGUCCACCAUCAAGUGGUCUCCCGGCUUCUCGCUCCUGUCGCAGGCCACCCAGGGCUUCUCCUCGCUCCGUGUUUCCACCAAGAACCACGCGUACUCCGAUGCCGGUCUCUUCACCGUCAUGCUCUCCGGCAAGGCCGACCAGGUUGGUGCCGCCAGCAAGAACGUCGUCGACGUCCUUAAGAAGGCCGCCGCCGGCCAGAUCGCUAGCGAGGAGAUCAAGAAGGCCGCUGCUCUGGCCAAGUUCCGUGCUCUGGAGUCCGUCCAGACUCUCGAGACCGGCCUCGAGGCCACUGGAUCCGGCCUGGUACACGGCAGCAAGCCCUACCAGAUCGAUGAGGUUGCCAAGGCUCUUGAGAAUGUCACAGAGCAGCAAGUUAAGGAGGCCGCCAAGUCCUUCCUCUCCGGCAAGGCCACCGUCGUCAGCGUCGGCGAUGUCUUCCAGCUCCCCUACGCCGAGGACUUGGGUCUGACCGUCUAA